AUGACCGUCACUAUUUGGGAGAAAACAAUACGGCGUUUAGACAGGCAGUUUGUUAAAAUGAAGCGAAAAGUUGUUUUCAUAGCAGACAAUUGCACAGCUCAUAGUACCAACAUCCCACAGUUAGCCUCGAUUGAGCUUGUUUUCUUGCCUCCCAAUGUGACCAGCGUUCUCCAACCAUUGGAUCAAGGAGUUAUUCAAAGCCUAAAAGUGAACUAUCGUAAGCUCCUCCUGAAGGACUUAAUCGCAGCCAUCGACCAAAAACAAGAGGAGUUUCACGUUACUGUCUUGGAUGCCAUUUUCUAUCUGUACAAAAGUUGGAGCAUGGUGUCCAUCACAUGCAUAGCAAAUUGUUUUCGUCAUGCUGGUUUUGUGAGUUCUCUGAAUAUCGUGGAUGACGAAACCAAAGAAGAAAACGAUAUUCCUCUAUCUGUUUUGAUGGAAGAUCUGAAAAAUCGUGGCCAUACCAUUGAAGGAGAGGCUGAAUAUGGUUUGAAUGAUGAGGAAAUUGCCACCACUUCUGAAGCUACAAUUUCUGAAAUUGUUUCACAAAUUUCACAAAUUGUGGACAGUGAGGACAAUGACAGUGAUCCUGAGACUGUAGUUGUAGCCCAAGUGGAAGCCUUCAAA
Messenger RNA from Parasteatoda tepidariorum (common house spider), 627 nucleotides. Its product is annotated as tigger transposable element-derived protein 4-like. Lineage: Eukaryota; Metazoa; Arthropoda; Arachnida; Araneae; Theridiidae. The record is from RefSeq and is a predicted model, not a curated record.